GAUUAAUAUUCCAAUUAUUCUUAUCAUGAAAUGAACAUUUUCUGUCACUCGUGUAAUUCGGACUUUAAGUGUGUAAUGUACAGCGAAGAAGAAGAAGAACAAGUGAAUACGAGAGAGUAAAGAAAGAAAAUCAAUAUAUUCUUGUUAAGAAUUAACCUUUUUCAUCUUUUCCACUCUCCUCAUUUCUCUUUCUCCUCUUUCUUUGUCCAGUUUUAAUAUCGAUUUUUUUUCUCUUCUCUCUCUACCUCCCUCUCUUUCUCUCUCUAUCUUCCAUCAUGAUCUAGCUGCUUUAUUCUUCCCUCUCUUGUUAUCAAGCCGUCUUGUCUUUUUCCUUUUUCUGUCUUCAUUUCAUCUUCAUCUCUCUUUUUCUUUUUCUCUUCUCUUUCUUUUCCAUUACCAUGUCAAAGGUUUAUCCAUAUGAUGACCUGAGUGAAAGUAGAUUGUCAAUGAUCACCAACUAAUCUUCAGUUGACUGAGUUAAUCUCCUUCAGUCAAACUGUUUACUUUUCGGUCACUAUUGGUGUAGAUUUAAAUUUUCUUUAUUCUCUUACUUUUUCUCUCUCUUUUUCACUUCACUUUCUAUUUUCCUCUUUCUCUCUUUUCCCAAAGACUCUCUUUCUUUUUCUCACUCAUUCGCUGUCUCCGCUUCGGUUUCUUCCCUUGUGCUCUCUCUCUUUCUCUUUCUCUCUGUUGAUAUCCCUGUUUCUCAUUUAUUCUCAAUUUUAUAUUUUAUUGUGACUUCUGGUGAACAAUAAAUAUUGUUCAUUUCAUGAUAAGAAUAAUUGGAAUAUUAAUCGCACCAGUACCACAACCAGAACUCUAAUAGAGUAAAACCAAUGUGUCUACUUUAAUUGUGUUUUGUUCCUUUCCUUUGGUUUCAUUUUCUUCUUCUUCUUUUUAUCUGUUCUUUUUGUUCUUGUGCUUCUUGUGUAUAUUUUGUCCUCUAGGAAAAUGGAUGAGUCUCAGAUUCUAGAAUUUGAUGAAUUUGAUAAAAAUGGAAUCAAUAUGAAUGAUGAAAAUAACAACAGCCUGAUGAUUUCGACUACUACAUUUGACAACAACAACAACAACAAUAACAAUGAAGUUGAAAGUGAUAAUGUUGAAGAUUUAGCUGAUGUUAAUAAUAACAAUGACAAUGAUGAUGAUGACGAUGGUGAUGGUGAUGGUGAUGAAGAUGAUAAAGAUUAUGAUGAAGUAGAUGAAGUUGAAGAUGUUGAAGAUGAUGUCCAAGAUGGUGAGGAUAUCGAUGAUGGCGAUUGUAUCAUAGAUAAUGAUAUAAUCAUUAUGAACGAUCAACACGUUGACCACAUUGACCACAUUGACGACAACAUUGAACCAAUGGUUUGUGAAAGUACUCUGAAGGAAGAAGAGGAAGAAGAAGAAGAAGAAGAAGAAGAUGAAGAUAUGGACAAUCCUAUUGGUGAUAUUGUCGACAGUAUAAAUGAAAUAGAUUCAAAUUGUAUUAUCGGUGAUUUAGAGACUUUAAAUACAAUGACCGAUACGAUUACAAAUGCCGAUGAUAUUAUACUAAGCGAAAACAACGACAAUGAUGCCGAGGAUAACAUUGAGACGAUAAGAAACCAUGAAGAUGCUAAUGAAGAAAGAAAUGCUAAUGAAAAUGAGCCUUUUAGUAAUGAUCACAACUACUUGGAUAAUAUUACACCACCAAUAGAAGCUAGUUGCUCAAAACGUGAGCCAAAAUUAGUAGGAAAUUUUAUCAAUUCGAAUCUAAACAACAACAAUCAUAACAACAACAACAACAAUUCGAUGAAAUCAGAAAAUGGUAUAUUCCAAUCUAAUCAAGUUACUUUCGAGGAACAAUUUGCUAAUAUAUUUGAUGAAGAAGAAAUGGCCGAGGUUGAUUUCACUGGUGAAGACGAUUCGCAGCUAUUGAAUGUUGGAUAUUUUUGUAUUUUCUGCCCGGAAACAUUUAAAGAUCGAGAUGAGGCUCGUCGUCAUUACCAGAAGCAUGUCAACUAUUAUUCUAUGAUGUGUUCCUUGUGUGGUGAGGGUGCUACUGAUAUGCAAGAGUUUGUGAGGCAUCACAAAGAAUCACAUCCUGAAGCAAAGAAAGGACGUUACAAGAGAAGAGAACAGCCAAUUAUUGAUAAAUGGAUAAAUGGAUUUCUUUAUGCGCAAGCAACAAUUACCCGAGCCUUACCACCUCGAGAUCAUUGUCCAGUGUGUGAGAAAAUAUUCUCAGGGAGUCAGAUUGAAUCUGCGCGACCAAGGAAAAGUUCAUUUAGUCGUAAAAUUGAUCAUAUCCAUCGUCACCUUUGUUAUUUACCGUAUGAGUGUGUACGUUGUAAGGAGGAAGGUAAAGAAUAUUCUGUGGCUUAUUUCGAGAGCAAAGCAAACAAUCAUAUUAAAUUGAAACACCCAGAGAUUGAUGAUACUGAUUCUCGGUGGAUGAUUUUCCAGAAAACAAUAUCCAUCUCUAAAUUAGAUGAUUUUAUUGCCAAUUACUUGUCUAAAUUUGGAAUAACAAUGGAAUAUGAAAGACGUCCAACAAAGAAGUUGAUUCGAGAAAUGGUUGGUUCGCCAAAUGUCAAUGGAAAUGGAAUUGCAAUGAGUUGUAAUAGUAACAAUAUAACAACAAUUAAUCGUCAUAAUUAUGCUUUACCUUCACCACCAACGGAAACUUUACCCUCCAUUCUCACAAAUACAAAUAAAAACACAAACACAAAUACAAACACAAACACAAACAUCAAUACAAAUACAAAUACCACCUCAACUUUAUCUCAUACCAACACCAACACCAACAUGACAUCUACCUCCAGCUCCAAUAAUAAUAAUCACCAUAAUAAUAAUAAUGAUGAUAACAACAACAACAACAACAACAACAUGAACAACUCAAUUAAUGACAAUGGAGUUAUUGUAUUGGAUGACGAGGAAGAUAUUGAAGAUCAAUCUUUAGUUUGUUCGGAAGAACCGAUAGACAGCAAUUCCAUGAUAAUCUCUGUUUCACCUUCUCACGCGGAAUACAUUGAAUCUGGAAGAACGUCCAAUAAACGUCGACACUCAGAAGAAUAUUUUUGCCUUUUUUGUAAUGCCAAAUUCCCUUGUAAACUAGACGCCUAUCCACACUUCGGUGAACAUUUGGAGUACAAACCAGUUUUGUGUCUUCUUUGUGACAACAAGUUUCCCGAUACUGAUGCAUUUACUGUGCAUCACCAAGAGAAACAUCGGGAGGCAACUGAUCUAAUGUACGAGAUCCGUGAAGAUCAGAAUAUUGAACGAUGGGUGGAUGAAUUCCUGGAAUCUCAGAUAACACCGGUAUCAUCAAGUAGAUUGAGCCUCAACUGUUCCUGUGCAACUUGUUGCCCUGUUUGUGAGAAAUCGUUGCCUCGGAGAAGUCUAGUCGCCUCUGCGAGCACACCCUGUAACAGUCAUAAUGAUGUUUCCUUUGCUGAACACAUCCAUCAACAUUUGGCCUACAAUGCAUACGAGUGUACAUUUUGCAAGAAACUGGGUCACAGUACUCGUUUACCUAACCUUGACUCUGCUGCCCUGAAGCAUGUUCGUGAAAAUCAUUAUGUGCGUGAUGCUACAUUAUAUCAACUAAGUCGAGCCUUUCCAAAGACCCUUACGAUUGCAAAGUUGGAGCGUUUUAUUGCGGAAUCAGUGCAAAAACGUCGUCUCCUGGAAAAGAAAUGGCGAAUAUAUAAAAUAGAACAGAUAAAAAUGGAAAGAUUAAAAUUGCAGCAACAAAUGAACGCGGCGAGACUUUACCAACAUCAACAUCAAUUGCAAUAUCCACCACAAGCGAACGGCUUUGGAUUAUUAUUGAAUCACGAAAAUUCCCAUAGUUCUCAAAGGAAUAACAAUUUUCUCGUUCCUUUCAAGAAUAAUGUUAACCAUGUUCGAGUUGAAGGAGGUCGAGUUGUCAAUCUUCCAAGUCCUCUUUCGAUUAAAGCGAUUCAACAGAGAAACAACUUGAAAAGUAGUUUAAGUAAUCCAGGCAAUAGUAAUCUAAGUAAAAAUAACUAUUCUUUACAUGGUAACAGUACUAGUCACAAUACCAGUACCAGUACUAGUACUAGUAGUAGUAAUAGUAACAACACCAACAAUAAUAAUAGUAACAUGAAUAUCAACAGAAAUUCAUAUAAUCACCACCACCAGAAUCAGCAGCAAAACUUGCAUCAGAAUCAAUAUCGGCAAAAUCCUCAUAAUAACAUGAGUUCUGUUAUGAAUUUAUCAAUGAAAAGUAACAAUAACAAUGGAAAUGUCAUGAAUCAUAAAAAUAUUCAGAAUCAUCAACUUCAUCACCAACAUCAACAAAAUCAACGCCAACAUCCGACUCCUCAUUCUCAUCAUCAACAUCACACCAAUACCUUAACCAACAAUACGUCCUCAUCAUCUUCAUCUUCAGCAUUGUCAACUACAAACAACAAAAAUAAUAACAGAAACAGUAAUCAGCACAAUCAACAUCAUCACCAUCAUAAUCAACAGCAGCAGCAACAACAACAACAACUGCAACAACACCAACAACAGCAACUUCAGCACCAUCUUCAACAACAACUACAACAACAACAACAACAACAACACAAUCAACAUUUAAGUAAUAGUAAUCUUAAUAUUAACAGUGCAAGUAGUUUAAUGAUGAACAUGAUGAUGAACUUGAACAAUUUAAGUAAUUUAACAAACAUGAAUGCUAAUUUGAUGAAAAACAAUACAAUUGAUCUCACAAAUGAUGUGCCGAUAAAUGAUGAAGGCAAUUUAUCAGGAAUAUCAACAGGAGUGCGAUUCUAUGUCAAGUGCCUCCAUUGUAAUAUCGAGCUACCUAAUCGUAAACAGUUGAAAGUUCACCAUCGACAAGCACAUCCUGGACUAAACAUGGCCUGUUUUACCACACCCAAGCCAAUAAUUGCUUCUGAAGUCUCACCAUGAUUAAGGAACCUUCAGCUCACUUCAGCUCUCUAACUUUCUCUGCUUUUUUGUCUUUAUGUCUCUCAACAGAUCAAGACAUGAUUCUCACCUGUACAUUUGCAUGAAUUAAUCUCAAUGUAUCUCCUUUUCUCCCUCUCCCUCUCUCUUUCUCUUUUUUCUAUUAAUAUUUGCCUAAAUACGAUGAAUAUUAUUCAACGUAAAGCUAAAGGCGAAUCACCAUCCAUAUCAUUCACCUUAUUUAAAUUGAGAAAAACCUCACAAACCUCAUAUUUUCUCUCUCUCUCUCUCCCUUUCUCUUUCUUUCUUUCUUUCUUUUUCUCUUUCUUUUUGCUUUCUCUCUUUUUUCUUCUCUACUUCACUUUGUCUUUUCUUUUCUAAAUUCUUCUCUCUCUCUCUCUCUCUCUCUCUCUCUCUCUCUCUCUCUCUCUCUCUCUCUCUCUCUCCUCCUACUUCAGGUCUCUCGUUUCUCUUUUCUUUUUUCUCUCUUCGAUUCUUUUUCUCACAACACAAGCAAUUUUUUUUUCGUUCAUUUUCAUCUCUUCUCAUACUUUUUGCUUCUGAAGCCCCAUAAGAAUCUAUUACAUGUAACUUGCUUUUCUAUGUCAAAUUUGACACAAAAAAAAGAUGAAAAAAUAACUAUGAUAAUAUUGAAAGGGGUGGCACAAAAUCUAUAAAACAAACAAACUAUCCACACGAUAUAAUAUUAAUAUUAAUUAUAUAAUAUUAAAAGUUGCUUAAUCUAAGAA
Panonychus citri (citrus red mite) is the source of this 5636-nucleotide messenger RNA. RefSeq lists its product as uncharacterized. The record is from RefSeq and is a predicted model, not a curated record. The transcript has 4 exons. Gene Ontology annotation, biological process: pinocytosis. Gene Ontology annotation, cellular component: phagocytic vesicle; plasma membrane. Bases 952 to 4890 code for a protein of 1312 amino acids. Lineage: Eukaryota; Metazoa; Arthropoda; Arachnida; Trombidiformes; Tetranychidae.